Molecule: messenger RNA, 2549 nt
Organism: Ailuropoda melanoleuca (giant panda)
Lineage: Eukaryota; Metazoa; Chordata; Mammalia; Carnivora; Ursidae
Product: sialic acid-binding Ig-like lectin 14
Exons: 6
Coding region: 143-1303 (386 amino acids)
Biological process (GO): cell adhesion
Cellular component (GO): plasma membrane
Molecular function (GO): sialic acid binding
Source: RefSeq, a predicted model, not a curated record
CAGGUUCCCCUUCUGUGGUGACCACAGCUCUGUCACCCACGGCUUCCUGUUGGGGCUUCCUUGGCCUCACCCCCCAGUGUGGGCCAUUUCCUUCCCUGCCAGAGGGACCUGAACCCGGGCUCCUGCCCUGGCCGGUGCAGACAUGGUGUCCCUGCUGCUGCUGCCCCUGCUCUGGGGGGGGUCCCUGCAGGAGGAUCCAGGGUUCGAGCUCCGAGUGCAGGACUCGGUGACGGUGCAGGAGGGUCUGUGUGUCCAGGUGUCCUGCUCCUUCUCCUACCCCUGGAGCUCGUGGCCUUCCACUGGGAUGCCCUACAUGAACUGGUUCCGGGUUGGGGACAGCUCAUACAAACGUUAUCCUGUGGCUACAAACGACCGAAGGAAAACGGUGAAGACAGAGACCCAGGGCCGAUUCCACCUCGUUGGGAACUCCUGGGACAACAACUGCUCCCUGAGAAUCAGAGAGGCCAGGAGGAGUGACCAGGCAGUCUACGAGUUCCAAGUGGAUACAGGAGACUACAGGAAAUAUACUUACAGAGAUAAGCAGCUGGCCCUGCAGGUGACAGCCCUGACACAGAAACCCGACAUCCACUUUCUGGAGCCCCUCAAGUCUGGCCAUCCCACAAACCUGACCUGCAGUCUGCUGGGAUCCUGCGAAGAAGAAAGAUCUCUCACCUUCUUCUCCUGGGUGGGGGGUGCUCUUGACUCACUGGACCCCCGGACCCUCAGGUCCUCGGUGCUGACCCUCACCCCGAGGCUGCGGGACCACGGCAGCAACCUCACCUGUCAGGUGCAGCUGUCAGGAACUCAGGGCACCGUGGAGAGAACCAUCAGUCUCAAUGUCUCCUGCCCGAAGAUGCUGAACAAUGGGACGUCACUGCCUGUCCUGGAGGGCCAGUCCCUGCGCCUGGUGUGCACGGCUGACAGCAACCCCCCUGCCAGGCUGAGCUGGUCCCGGGAGGGAAAAGCCCUGAGCCCGUCCCAGCCCUCAGGGGUCCUGGAGCUGCCCCAUGCAGGGGUGGAAGAUGAAGGGGAAUUCACCUGCCAGGCUCAGCACCCGCUGGGCUCCCAGCACUUUUCCUUCAGCCUCUCUGUGCAGAGAAGCCCCUCUGCCUGCAACUGUGUGACUGAGAAGCAGGUAGGCUCCUGGCCUCUAAUCCUCACCCUGAUCAGAGGGGCCCUCAUGGGGGCUGGCUUCCUCCUCACCUAUGGCCUCGCCUGGAUCUACUACAGCAGGUGUGGAGGCCUCCAGGGAGCGAGGCUGAGAGUCUUGACGGAGCCUCCCUCCUCCUCAACACGGGACUGAGGUGUGGACCUGGAGCCCAGGGGGACAGAUCGGGGAUGUCACGGCCAGCUUCCUCUUGGAACCUCUCAACUCAAACCUCAGUUGUACCGCCGGGAGUUUAAUUAGGGGAGGUGAAUGAGCGAUGACGUGGAGAGGCCAACAGCAUCAGAAAGUUACUACUUUCCCAAGGAAACGUGGCAUGCCACGCCACCACAUUUUGGUUGGGAGGCAGAAGCAGGUGCAGGGGAAGCCUCGCAAGAGCCUUUCCUGGGGUUUGCGUGGGAAAGGCAAGGCCAGAAGUGCAACUCAGGAUCAGCUAGUUGGAGUAAUUCUGGGGGGCUUUGGCCUAUAAGGGUGGUUCUAGUUGUCUGGUACCUGUCUUCGGGGAUUUCGGGCAGGGGCGAUGGUGGCCUGGUGUGUGCUUAGAGAAAAAUGGUGUCUGGGGGCGCCUGGGUGGCUCCGUUGGUUAAGCAGCUGCCUUCAGCUCAGGUCAUGAUCCCGGGGUCCUGGGAUCCAUCCGGCUCCCUGCUCAGCGGGGAGUCUGCUUCUCCCUCUCCCCUGCCCCUCCCCCCUGCUGUGCGCUCUCUCUGCCUCUCUCUCUCUUUCUCUCAAAUACAUAAAAUCUUUUUAGAAAGGGGGUGUUUGGGGGACACGGGCUGGGAAUUGGUUGGUUUGGUCUGAAAGGUGGGCUCCUGGCAGAGCACUGUGCCAUCUUUAAGAGCUGGCUGGCCCUGGGAGGCGCCGUCUCUCCCCAGAUGGCAAGCUUUUUAAGAUAAAGGAAAUAAAAAAUCUGACUAAUACACACCUUCACUGAUGUCCCCUGUUUCUGCCUAUGCCAGUCUCCAUCGGCUCAGCUUGCCUCUCUUUGCUGGAGCUGCCCACCCAACCCCUCUCACCUUCCUCUUCUCCAUCCCCAGCCCUGCCCUUUGAAGGAAGUUCCCCAGGCUUACUUCCCCUGACCCAAAAGUUACCUGCUUAACCCUUGAGUUUCUGGUCAGAGUCACAAAUACAGCUUUUCCUUCCCAGAUGAAAGACACCUACCUCAUAAUAAUUACUACAGAACAUCACACUUACUUAUAAACAAAAGUUUUAUUAAAAAUGCAACAUAAAAAUUGGUUUUAUUGUUUAAUGUCUCUGUGGAAGUUUCUAGAGAAGAAUUACGUCUUAAUCUUCUAUCCUUUUUUGUGGAACAUGUUCCGAAGAUGACUUUUUAUUUAUUCCUUGUGUUUGGAGGUCUAACUUAAAUUGAUUAAAUAAUCAGAUCUAA